GUGAGGGGGCCCCUCCCUGGCACCUCCCCCCACCAGACUUGGUCGCGCCCGAAGUGUAACACUUUCUCUUUGUCGGUGGAGCUCCUCUGUUUCCUGUGCAGCAGCUCCCGUUGCGGAGGCACCCGUAGCAGCCCUGGCGGACGAAGGAGCGAUGGCAGCGGCCGAUAUAGCUCGCCAGGUGGGCGAAGGUUGCCGAACUGUCCCCCUGGCUGGACAUGUGGGGUUUGACAGCUUGCCUGACCAGCUGGUGAAUAAGUCAGUCAGCCAGGGCUUCUGCUUCAACAUCCUGUGUGUGGGGGAGACAGGCUUGGGCAAGUCCACCCUCAUGGAUACCCUGUUCAACACCAAAUUCGAGGGGGAGCCGGCCACCCACACACAGCCAGGUGUUCAGCUCCAAUCCAAUACCUAUGACCUCCAGGAGAGCAACGUGGGGCUAAAGCUCACAAUUGUGAGCACUGUGGGCUUUGGGGACCAAAUCAACAAAGAGGACAGCUAUAAGCCUAUAGUGGAAUUCAUAGAUGCUCAGUUUGAGGCCUACCUGCAAGAGGAGCUGAAGAUCCGGAGAGUACUGCACACCUACCAUGACUCCCGAAUCCAUGUCUGCUUGUACUUCAUUGCCCCCACAGGACAUUCGCUUAAGUCUCUGGACCUAGUAACCAUGAAGAAGCUGGAUAGUAAGGUGAAUAUCAUCCCCAUCAUUGCCAAGUCAGAUGCCAUCUCUAAGAGUGAGCUGACAAAGUUCAAGAUCAAAAUCACCAGUGAACUUGUGAGCAAUGGCGUUCAGAUCUACCAGUUCCCCACGGAUGACGAGUCGGUGGCUGAGAUCAACGGAACCAUGAAUGCCCACCUGCCGUUCGCGGUCGUUGGCAGCACAGAAGAAGUGAAGAUAGGCAACAAGAUGAUGAGGGCGCGGCAGUAUCCCUGGGGGACCGUGCAGGUUGAAAAUGAGGCCCACUGCGACUUUGUGAAGCUGCGGGAGAUGCUGAUUCGGGUCAACAUGGAGGAUCUGCGGGAGCAGACCCACACCCGGCACUAUGAAUUGUACCGCCGCUGUAAACUGGAGGAGAUGGGCUUCAAGGACACCGACCCUGACAGCAAACCAUUCAGCUUACAGGAGACAUAUGAGGCGAAGAGAAAUGAGUUCCUAGGGGAGCUGCAGAAAAAAGAAGAGGAGAUGAGACAGAUGUUUGUCCAGAGAGUCAAAGAGAAAGAAGCUGAGCUCAAGGAGGCGGAAAAAGAGCUGCAUGAGAAGUUUGACCGUCUGAAGAAACUGCACCAGGAAGAGAAGAAGAAGCUGGAGGAUAAGAAGAAAUCCCUGGAUGAUGAAGUGAAUGCUUUCAAACAGAGAAAGACAGCAGCUGAGCUGCUCCAGUCUCAGGGCUCUCAGGCUGGGGGCUCGCAGACUCUGAAAAGGGAUAAAGAGAAGAAGAAUUAACUCUGCUGUUUGCUGCAUGCUGCAUGAGACCCAGGGUCCUGUUUGGGCUUCCUGUAGACGCACCCUUUCCUGUGCAACAGAACUGGGCCUCCCUCUCUUAUUUCCCCCUUACCAUGUUUAGGGGGCAUACGACCCAUGCCCUCCCCUCUCUUCCUGCGAAUGUUUAUACAAGCCUGAGAGUCAAAUGAUGAUGCCUGGCCUCUGACCGAGAAGCCAGCAACGACAUAGCUUGGAGUCCCAUUCCAUACCUUAGUCCCUCUCCUAGCACCCCCAACCAUAUGUGCCCCUACUUCUCCAUCCUUAUCUUUGCCAGACUGUCACAUAUGCAGGAGUUGCUAUUUGCUUCUCUUCCUCAUUUGAAUUUGACCACUAUUUGUUUCCUUGAGGUAUUUCCAUCUACCCUGGCUGGCUAAGUAUCAGUCAAGGCUCAGAGCUUUCCCCUUACACUCCUGCAUCCUAGUCAAUGGGAUUGUCCUCCCUUUUCUCUAAUCUAAAGAGCCAUAACCUCUUCUCAUAGGCUUCAAAAGAAUUGCCAGUGAUACCUAUUUCUUCUACCAUCUUAGCCCAGCCCUUUCCCAAUUCCAUUCACUCAAAGUCACCUGUAUUAAAAGUCAGCACACAUUUCUAUAAAACACAAUUUUCUGGGCAAGACAGUGUAUAUUUCCCCUCUAAUUCUGGAUACCCCACAGAUAAAGAAGGGAAAAUAAACUAGCAUAUUAUUACCAGCCUAGAGUCUUGAAUGAUAGACUUAUAGAAUUCUCCUUGGGGAUUUCAGCAUGUCAUUGGUCAUUUCUUGCCAUCCCAAUGAGGUGGACUAGCAAUAAUAAUAAUCCCAGUUUGUCAACUGGUGAGUUGCUUCAAGAAGUUAGGCUUGGGGCUUGCCUGGAUGAGUAUGCUAGUCUACUUGAUGAUUGUAAUGAUGGGUUGAAUCUGCAUUUACACCCGUGCCACUUAAAAGAGGAGAGACCAUUAGCUGGAGGGAAGAAGAGAUGCUGUUUCUCGACAUUUACUUUGGUCUAAGGAUUUGAUAUUUUAAAAAUACCCUAGUCUUAAGUUUUAUAAUGGGUCCCAUCUGAUUACGGCUUUUGGAAACCCUUUGAAGUACAGAGCCUUCCACUGUCAGGGCCAUGAGGCACAAUAUAGCUUUUGGUGUUUGACUAGUGACAGAGCAACAACUAGAGGCGACCUGGCAAUGAUCUGUGGCUAAUAUGGCGUCUCUCUGCCCUUCCUUUGCAGUAAUCCAUGGCUGUGUACUGAAUAGUAUGCCCUGCUACAGCUGGACUGGACUCCACUUAGCCUUUUAAGAGAAGGUUCUUAUUUUAACUGACAACUUUUUUUAAUGGUGCCAGACAGCUGGGCCCUCCACCCCUGCUCUGGUACUUCAAGCCUCUCUCUCUCUCUCUCUCUCUCUCUCUCUCUCUCUCGUUCUGCAACUUGCUUCUGCCUCCCAGUCCGACUGGCGUGGAUCAUGACCUUCUUCUUUUUUCAUAUUUUAAAGGUGGUUGUAUAAUCACUACCUCUAAAGCACGCAAGGUGAUAAUACAUUUACAGGCUUUCAGAACUGUUGCAAAAGGGCAGAGCCAUUCUCUACAAUCACAGUUAACACCCGGAAGCCAAGACUAAGCCCAGAGCAGAACUAGUUAAAAGCGAACAAGUCGGUGUACACACUUUCUCUGUUUUGUGGUCAAAGAGAGAAGGCUAUGUUGCUAUGUACUGGCCUGUGGCCAGAGGCAAGUACAGGGUGACAAUGGGAAAGCAUGAGCUAAUUUCUUGGGAAAAACCAACUGGAAGUGGAAAAAUUCAGGUAACCCUAUGCCGAGAUGUAAAACAGAACAAGGCACCACCACCAAAACAGAAAGCCCAAAGCAGAAUCCCCAAAUACCUUCGGUUACACAGUCAGUAGUCGGGGGAGUCAGGCUACUGAGUUAACUAAGUCUCCUUGAGAAAGACCUCUUAUUUGUAGCCAUGGGGUUCUGUGGGGUUUUGUUUUUAAGACAGGUUCUUACUAUGUAGCCCUGGCAUCCCAGUGUAGAUUAGGCUGGCCCUCAAAUUCACAGAGAUCUGCCUGCCUGUAUUUAAAGGCAAACACCAGCUAUGUGUAACCCAGCUGUUGUAGGGGUUUUAACUCACCUUUCCGGAAAUGAGGCCUCUCCUUCGCAACUGUAUAUGAAUUCAUUACUUGAGGCUUAAAGAUUUCAAAACGCUUUGCAAGUAUUUGAGCUAGCCAACUUUUCAAAAGCAAGGAGGAACUGUACAUAAGGUGGGAACCUUUUGGCCAGCAUGGAUGAAGUAAGCCCCUAUGAAGAUAUUGACAUGUAAAGAAAUGAAGGGACUUAUCUGAGGUUCCAUUGCUAUUUCUUGGCAAAGUCCAAGCAAAAUUUUGUCUCUGGGUUCCCAAUCCAUUUCACCAAAGGACCCAAGUAUUUAUGUAUGUUCCUGAAGACAAGAUUUUUUUUUAUGUUCCGAGAAACCAGUCAUUGUUAGAGGAGUCUUGAGGGUUUUCACAUAGAAAGAUAGGAUGGGAUGGAUAGGGGCAGGUAGAGAGAAGGCUUCAGGCCAGCUACCAUGAUGCCCGAUGGUCAGUUAGCUUUCCUAUAAAUCUGAACCAGGACCAGGCCAGUGUCCAUUUUACUGGUACACUGUGUGGCUUCUUGUAAUCAGGGAACUUUGGUGGAAAUAAAAAGCAAUCAAACUCAUUAAAGAAAUUGAGAUGAUGCUAAAUUUCAUUGAGCAGCUCUUCUCACUGUAAAUGGGAAGGUUUUUGUUUUUCUUCACUUGAACAUCUUUUUUUUGUGUG
Arvicola amphibius (Eurasian water vole) is the source of this 4232-nucleotide messenger RNA. RefSeq names its product septin 6 (gene Septin6). The transcript has 11 exons. The coding region runs from base 152 to 1435 and encodes 427 amino acids. Gene Ontology annotation, molecular function: molecular adaptor activity; GTP binding; GTPase activity. Gene Ontology annotation, cellular component: septin complex; microtubule cytoskeleton; septin ring. Gene Ontology annotation, biological process: cilium assembly; cytoskeleton-dependent cytokinesis. NCBI's taxonomy places the organism in Eukaryota, Metazoa, Chordata, Mammalia, Rodentia, Cricetidae. The record is from RefSeq and is a predicted model, not a curated record.